UCCUGGUGCCUGUUCCCAUGGGAGACCAGCCAGGUCUCAGCGGGGGUGACAACGUGCCUGCCAGCCACAGAGGCCGGGCGCCAGGAGGUGCUGAGAGCGACAUGACAUGGUCCGGUGUGACGGCGAGAGGGAGCGGAGCCCCCGGCCUUCCUGAACAUCUCUGGCUGGCGCCGUUGGGAGCGCAGCGCCCAGCUGGUCUCUGUCCUUUGCUUUCCGGAGGAGCCCACACAACUCCGGCCUCGGGACCUCAGAACCCUCAAGAUGACAAGAAAUGGUGCUACCCAGCUCACGCCUGGGCCUCGGACCCCGGACUUCUUCAAGUCCUUCUAGCUCUGACUCAAGAAUAUGCUGCACUUGGAACCACUAACCACCCGUCUCAGGAAUCGGCUGCGAAGGUAGAGCAAAGGACUGAGAUCGGCGACACCAGCACCACCGACGCGAGCAGCUCCCGCGGCAGCACCUGCCCCCGGUCUGGACGCUCCGCCCACCGGGAGCACCUAGCACUGCAUUGUGCACCAUCCUGCCUGUGUCCCUCCUCACCAGGCCUCACCAGAAGCCUGGCAUCAUCAAUAAAUCCGUUCCAGCACUUGGUCUUUGCGUGUCCUCCUUGCGCCGUGGCAGUGGGUGGGGGCACAUGA
Myotis brandtii (Brandt's bat) is the source of this 638-nucleotide messenger RNA. RefSeq lists its product as uncharacterized. NCBI's taxonomy places the organism in Eukaryota, Metazoa, Chordata, Mammalia, Chiroptera, Vespertilionidae. The record is from RefSeq and is a predicted model, not a curated record. The transcript has 6 exons. The coding region runs from base 18 to 638 and encodes 206 amino acids.